Drosophila arizonae is the source of this 755-nucleotide messenger RNA. RefSeq names its product FCF1 rRNA-processing protein Bka (gene Bka). The record is from RefSeq and is a predicted model, not a curated record. Lineage: Eukaryota; Metazoa; Arthropoda; Insecta; Diptera; Drosophilidae. Gene Ontology annotation, cellular component: small-subunit processome.
AGCAAACAGCUGGGCGCUGGAACAACAAAUAAUAAACACGUGCGAUCAUACUGUAUUUUAGUUUACCUUUUAUUUAGCUACUACAAAUAUAUAAUGGGUAAGCAAAAGAAGACAAAAAAAAUACAGAAGCAGCGAAAUGCACAACUAAAGCGGCUGAUGAAGCCAACCGAUUCCCGGAUUAAAGAGCAAGUGCGUCAAAAACGCAAAAAAGAAGCCGAUCCCUAUGAGAUAAAAGUGCAUGAAGCCACCCAACAGAGUUCAGCCCUCUUCUUCCAGUACAACACACAACUGGGCCCACCCUAUCAUAUCGUGCUCGACACGAAUUUCAUCAACUUUAGCAUUAAGAACAAACUGGAUAUAGUGCAGUGCAUGAUGGAUUGUCUAUACGCCAAGUGUAUACCGUAUAUAUCCGACUGCGUGCGCGCUGAGUUGGAAAAGCUGGGCAACAAAUACAAACUAGCCCUGCGAAUUAUAUCGGAUCCCCGCUUCGAGCGCUUACCUUGCUUACAUAAAGGCACUUACGCCGACGACUGCCUGGUGGAACGAGUGCGUCAGCACAAGUGUUAUAUUGUGGCCACAAAUGACAAGGACUUGAAGAAUCGCAUACGCAAGAUACCAGGAGUGCCCAUAAUGUAUGUCGCCGCACACAAGUACGCCAUUGAGCGUAUGCCCGAAGCGUACGGUGUGAAGGCGUAGUUUAAACUUAGAUUAAGUGUACAAGAUUCUUUUGUACUAUUAUUAAUAAAUAAAUAUGU